UCGGAACGCGGCCGGUGGCGGCGCGGAGCGGAGCGGGGCCGGGCGGUGGAGGUGGCAGCGAGGAGGCGGAGGAGGAUGCUGAAGAGCUGCGGGAGGAAGCUGCUCCUGUCCCUCGUGGGCUCCAUGUUCACCUGCCUGCUGGUGCUCAUGGUGGAGCCGCCGGGCAGGCCGGGGCUGGCUCGGGGAGAGGCCGGCGGGGCUCAGCGGGCGCUGCAGAGCCUGGGGGCGGCCCGGCCGGCGGGGCAGGGGGCUCCGGGCUUCCGCAGCUUCGCCGACUACUUUGGGCGGCUGAGCCGGGCACGCCGCGAGCUGCCCGCCGCUCCGCCGAGCCCCCCGCGGCCGCCAGCCGAGGACAUCUCCCCCCGCGACGUCUUCAUCGCCGUCAAAACCACUAAAAAGUUCCACAAAGCGCGGCUGGAGCUGCUGCUCGACACCUGGAUCUCCCGCAACCGCGACAUGACCUUCAUCUUCACGGAUGGGGAGGAUGAGGAGCUGAAGAAGCAAGCACGAAAUGUCAUCAACACCAACUGCUCAGCUGCGCACAGCCGUCAGGCCCUGUCCUGCAAGAUGGCUGUGGAAUACGACAAGUUCAUCGAGUCUGGGAGAAAGUGGUUCUGCCACGUGGAUGAUGACAACUACGUGAAUGUGAGGACACUGGUGAAGCUGCUCUCCAGCUAUCCCCACACACAGGACAUCUACAUCGGGAAGCCCAGCUUGGACAGACCCAUCCAGGCCACUGAGAGGAUCAGCGAGAACAAGAUGCACCCUGUGCAUUUCUGGUUUGCCACGGGAGGAGCAGGGUUUUGUAUCAGCCGAGGGCUGGCGCUGAAGAUGAGCCCUUGGGCCAGUGGGGGCCACUUCAUGAGCACCGCGGAGAAGAUCCGCCUGCCUGAUGACUGCACCAUUGGCUACAUCAUUGAAUCUGUGCUGGGUGUGAAGCUCAUCCGCAGCAACCUCUUCCACUCUCACUUGGAGAACCUCCACCAGGUGCCCAAGACAGAGAUCCACAAGCAGGUGACACUAAGCUACGGCAUGUUCGAAAACAAGCGCAACUCCAUCCACAUGAAGGGAGCCUUCUCCGUGGAGGAGGACCCAUCCAGGUUUCGCUCUGUGCACUGCCUGCUGUACCCCGACACGCCGUGGUGCCCCUCCAACGUGGUGUACUAGGAGACACGUGUCCCCUCCCAACCUCGUCCCGAAUCUCCCCGGUAUCCGACGGGCGUGCGGGACCUGCGUGCGUGCAGGUGUGUCGGUCCUCCAGAUGGACCUCGUUGCUGUGGUAUUGCACAGUGUGUGUGUGUGUGUACUGAAGGCUGCUGUGCGGCCCUUUGUCCCCUGCCCACCCUGCCCUGCCUGGGGAUGGCGAGCGGGGACGGGUCCUGAGCACUUAACCCCGGGGCACGGGGUGAGCCCCUGCCCGCCGGCAGCCCCGCGCCAUGCGUGGGGAGCGCAGCUCUGCAUCCCCCCGCCUAGCUUUUCUUGAUUUCCUUCCAGACGUUGGUUUGUUUUUUGGUGUGUUUUCCCCCUCCCCCACCUCCCGGCUCUACCCCUUUCCUCUUUUCUAGCCCCCAAGUCUCAGCAUCGAGGCUCCGGCUCCUUGGUCAGGGUCACAAUUUUACACAAUCUCAUUCCUCCACGGCCACAGCAAAUGCUAAGCCCAGUGCCAGCAUUCGCACCAUUCCCCGGAGCCCCCUACAUCCUGCUGAAAUGUUUUCAGCAGCGUAAAUCUAUGCACUAUUUAUAGAGACCAAUUUAAAGACUUUCUAUAAAUACGGGGAGAAGAGGGAGGAGGGCUUUUCCGGAGCUGUGUGUGCACAGCACUGUUGUGCCUCCCCGCUGUCUCCUUCUGGGCUGAGUAGGGGCAUCCCACACCCCAGCACAUAGCAUUUGGGGGAGCCAUGUGGGUGCCCCCCCAAUCUGUGGGAUUGGAGCAUCCUCCUGCGGGUGGGGGCUGGAGCACCUGGGAUGCUUGUGUGUAUGUGUUGUUUCCCAGCCUGGCAUUGCUCUUUGGUGCAAUGGGAGUGUGAUAGGCACCCUAAAAAGACAGCCCCCUGCCCCCCCACCCCCCAGGCACUGCCAUAUGUUGUCCCAUGGUUGUCUGGGCAACCUAAGAGUGGGUUCCCACAUUCCCAGGUACAGCCGGGGCAAAACCAGGCUGGGGAACAGUGCCUGGGAGCAGUGUUUGCCGUGAGCCAAGGAUGGAUGUAACCCACUUCAAGGAGGGUUGGUGACUCCAUGUCCCCUAUAUCCCUCUUUGUGUCCCUCUGCCUCCCUUUGUGGGGAGGAUCAGGGGGAAGAGCCGGAGCUGGCAUUUCCAACCCAAAGCUGAGUGAAAAUGGCCCAUAAUGGGUGCGUUGUACAUAUGUUAUUGUGCCAGUAUUUUUUUUACUGUGCCUUUUUAUAAAAAGAAAAAAAGAAAAAAAAGAAAAAAAAAAAAAAACACAACAUGGAGAAUUAUGUAGAUUUUAAGAUGCUUUUUAUACGUUUUCUGUGGAUCGGAAAAGAAGAAAAAGACAAACAACCUUCUGAUAAUCUGUUUAAGAAAGAGAAAAAGAAAAAAAAUUGCCAUGUCUUGUAACUAUCACUUACCUUAAUUUAUAUGUUCCAGUAUCUGGAACGUCACUCUGUGCUUUUUGUAAGUAGGAUGUGUCUAAAGGCGAUAGCUGUGGGAUGGGGAGGGGGUGUGGGCAGCGCGUUCUCAGGGACGUGAACCCAUUCGCUGCCGCCGUCACCAAUAAAGCAGCUUUGGGCUGACCCCCGUCCUG
Phasianus colchicus (ring-necked pheasant) is the source of this 2765-nucleotide messenger RNA. RefSeq names its product LFNG O-fucosylpeptide 3-beta-N-acetylglucosaminyltransferase (gene LFNG). Gene Ontology annotation, molecular function: O-fucosylpeptide 3-beta-N-acetylglucosaminyltransferase activity. Lineage: Eukaryota; Metazoa; Chordata; Aves; Galliformes; Phasianidae. Gene Ontology annotation, cellular component: Golgi membrane. Gene Ontology annotation, biological process: pattern specification process. The record is from RefSeq and is a predicted model, not a curated record.